This is a messenger RNA of Carassius auratus (goldfish), 3524 nucleotides long. It is a transcript of the gene abhd8b, whose product is annotated as abhydrolase domain containing 8b. Gene Ontology annotation, molecular function: carboxylic ester hydrolase activity; lysophosphatidic acid acyltransferase activity. Bases 1395 to 2870 code for a protein of 491 amino acids. The record is from RefSeq and is a predicted model, not a curated record. The transcript has 4 exons. Lineage: Eukaryota; Metazoa; Chordata; Actinopteri; Cypriniformes; Cyprinidae. Gene Ontology annotation, biological process: phosphatidic acid biosynthetic process; lipid homeostasis. Gene Ontology annotation, cellular component: mitochondrion.
UCCGCUUUAAUCUGGUUUCUUACUGUGGCCAUGUAGAUUUGGAAGAUUCGGAGUGAAUGAAAGCAAAUAACAGUCAUUGUUGCUCUUUUAAUUAUUAUUAUUAUAGGUUUAAAUCUUUAAGUUAUCUGUAAAGUAAUUUAAUUACGUGGAAAGAUAUUCUAUUUGGAUUUAAUUAUUGGAUUGAGGGUUGCAGAUUACCAACCCACAGUUUCAUUACACUGGGAAGAGAAGAUACUGGAGUAAACAACCCAGCUAUUUCAUGUAUCGGGAACAUCGAUAAUCAGGUAAGCUUGAUAUUGCACUGUACAGUAUGAGAAGGAAUGUGUUUGUCAUCAAAACUGGAGGCAAUUUAUAAGGCCAAAGCCUUAAGUAAAGAAAACGCUGUUCCGAGAUUUGAUACAACUAAUUACAAUCCUCUGAAAAAUAUUCACUUAAUUAUUUACAUGUGAUUUUUUUCUUGGCAGCUACGGUUAACAAAAAAACUUCCAUAAUCUACUUUGAUGCAUAAGUAUGGAAUGUUACAAAGUAAAACACCAUGUUAAUUUUGAAUACAACAGUGAGCAUUUGAUUAGUUGCAUCAUAAAACCAGUGUUAUUGUGACCUCUUACAAUUAAAAUCUAACCCCGUUAUGAAGACUAGCAUACUAAUGCACAUUGAGAAGUUAAAAAAGCUUCUUAGUGUUUGGUGGUCAUGUUAUUAAAUAUAUAUAUAGUUUUUAAACUUUAUUUUAUUGCAAACUAUUAUUUCAUAAUCCUUGUAGGGAAAUGUGAGGCACAAUUAGUUUGCAAUACGUGUUAAGAUAUAUUAAUAACUGCUAUUUAUUGUAUUGAUGUUAGUAUAUUGUCCGAUAAUGAUUUUAACAAGCUAGAUGUUGGAGUUUUGCGUUUUUGGAAGGGAAACCUAUAUUUUGCACCCUGAAAUAGAAUAUAAUUCAUGAAAUGCUAGAAGGUGCCAUAAUUCUAUGGUCCUAUCAGAAUGGCUUAUAUGCCUGACUGCAAUGCACUAUAUUUGGUUGCACUAUAUAUGCACUAUAUAGGCUAUACUUCUAACAUCAAAAGACCUUAGAUUAAACAACACCAUACUGAACUAUAUAUAUAUAAAUAUAUACUGGUCCUAGAUCACGCAAUUCUGUGUAGUUUUUGUAGACGUUUCGUUUACUAGUUAAACAAUACUACAAUCCAUUGAACGCACUGUAUUUCUAUUGCUCACUGUCUCGUUUUUAUUCGUGUCAAAAGUUAAAUAUGGCGCUACUCUGACGUAAAUCUACAUUGGCGGCAAAUUCAUGCUCUGGCGCGCUUUUUGACAAGAGGUAGCUUGCACUUAACAAGUGGAUAAUUGAUAUGCCAAACUCAUGUGAGCCUAUGUACUAAAGCACUGAAUAUUUGAGAACCCAAAUGUGCUUCUUAUUUCCACAGGUGUUCACUAUGCUCACCAGCUUUGUGGAUGGAAUAUUCUGUUGCUUUACAGGGAAGUCUACUAACGUUGUGGUCCCUAUUGAGUCUUCCGAGCCCACCGAUGGUUUUGAAUUUGUUGAGGUAAAGCCAGGAAGGGUUCUGAGAGUUCGGCAUAUUAUCCCAGACAGACCAGUGGUUGAGGAGCCAGGGACUGGGGAAGGGGGUACGGUCAGCUGCAAGCGCAAAAUCUCAGUGUAUCGAAAUGGACAGCUUCUGAUCGAGAACAUCAAUGAAGCCACCCCUCCAGAGUUGGUCCGCUAUCAGAAUGGAGACAGCACUGUGGAUACAGAUGUUUCCAAUUGUGAGGCUCCCCCAGCAGCCCAGGCUUCUGAACCCACACCGGGGUCGGCGACCGCAGGACAGGCUACGGAUAUCAAACCUGCACCUCAGCAGAAUCUGCAACCAGUGCAGCGUAGACGGCGCAAACCCAAACGCUCCAUUGUGAUUGACUGCGAGCGGAAGAUCACAUGCUGCAAAGGUGCUCACCCUGAUGUGGUCUUGUUUUUCAUUCAUGGAGUCGGGGGGUCAUUGGAUAUCUGGGGAAGCCAACUGGACUACUUCUCCCAACUUGGUUACGAGGUCAUUGCCCCAGACUUGGCUGGACAUGGUGCAAGUUCAGCUCCUCAGAUCCCCGCUGCCUAUACCUUUUACGCUUUGGCUGAGGACGUUAGGAUCAUCUUCAAGCGAUAUGCAAAGAAGCGUAAUAUUUUAGUAGGACACUCUUAUGGUGUUUCGUUUUGUACCUUCUUGGCUCACGAGUAUCCGGAACAAGUUCAUAAAGUUGUGAUGAUUAACGGUGGAGGUCCUACAGCACUCGAGCCCAGUCUCUGCUCUGUUUUCAACUUGCCCACGUGUGUCCUUAAUUUCCUGUCCCCGUGCCUCACCUGGAGCUUUCUCAUGGCUGGAUUUGCCCAUCAGGGAACGAGAGAAAAGAAACUACUAAAAGAGAACAAUGCCUUCAACGUGUCUUCCUUCGUUCUACGGUCCAUGAUGAGUGGACAGUACUGGCCGGAGGGAGACGAGGUUUACCAUGCUGAAAUCACAGUGCCUGUUCUGCUGGUUCACGGCAUGUACGACAAGUUUGUACCAGUACAAGAGGACCAACGUAUGGCAGAGAUCCUAUUGCUGGGGUUCCUGAAGAUCAUAGACGAUGGAAGUCACAUGGUCAUGAUGGAGUGCCCUGAUGUAGUUAAUACUCUCUUACAUGAAUUCUUCCUAUGGCAGCCAGCAACCGCCUCAAAACCCAAGCAGGAAUCAGCCCCCACAAAGACCACCACUACCAAACCUCCAGAGGACACAAGACCAAAAACCGCUCCAAAGUUACCCUCUGAAUUUCAACCAGACUUGACAAGACCAACAACUGCACCCAAAAGCAUUCAUACUGGGACAGAGGCUUACAGAGGACAUCAGAUCUAAGGUUGUGAAAUAGCUGGUCUACCAAUUAACAAAUGAUGGUAUACAUUUAAAGUGUUCAAUUUGCUCUGCUCUUCCAUGUGGACCAAAUGUAAUGGAAAUGUUUGAAUGUAGGAUGUCAUUGUAUAUUUACAAGUUGGUGUAUGACUGCAGGAAACACAUUAAAGGAACAGCUCAGAUGGAUGUUUGUCCCAGAGCAGAAUGGGUUUUACUUCCUUUCGAGUUAUAAGAUUACCCCUUGAUGUUUUUUUUAAUAUACAUACCAAAACGCAAGCCCAUUCAACUAAAUGAUUUGGACUCUCUGGGAUAUGUAAACGGGAUAAAGCAAACGUGCAAUGAUAUUGUCAGCCCAAGUGUGAUAAGCUUGAAAUGAAAUAUUCAAAAUUCUGUAAUUUAAGACUUACUGGAAGCAUUUACUGUAAAUAGAUGAUAUAUUGUAUGUAUUUAUUUCAGGCUGUUACUAGCCUUUAUUUUAUUUGACCGAUAUCGAAUGUCCAUUUCUGAGUUAUUCAGUGGCAGUAAACAAAAGAAUAUAGUUCUGACCAUGUGAAAAGCUUUUUUUUUUAAACAUUAGUUUAGUCUUUUACUGUUUAAAGUAUUCUAGCCCUGUCAUUGAAAUAGUUUAAAAGGUGUUCGAAAAUAAAAAGCUUGAUCUUC